This is a messenger RNA of Terrapene triunguis (Three-toed box turtle), 1958 nucleotides long. RefSeq names its product adenine DNA glycosylase. The transcript is spliced from 13 exons. NCBI's taxonomy places the organism in Eukaryota, Metazoa, Chordata, Testudines, Emydidae. The record is from RefSeq and is a predicted model, not a curated record. Gene Ontology annotation, cellular component: nucleus. The coding region runs from base 387 to 1694 and encodes 435 amino acids. Gene Ontology annotation, biological process: mismatch repair; base-excision repair. Gene Ontology annotation, molecular function: adenine/guanine mispair binding; oxidized purine DNA binding; 8-oxo-7,8-dihydroguanine DNA N-glycosylase activity.
UCCUCUAGACUCUUUCUGAAAGAGGCCAGCAGCGUGGCACUGGCAAGGACCCAGCAUCGCAGGGACGAAGCUGGACAAUGAUGGUGCCGCCCCCUUAGGCUCAAACGGCCUGGUCUGAGAGAUGCAGGAGAGCAGCAUGAGACAAAUGGGGAGAAAACGGGUUACCAGUAGAGCUUCUGGGCAGUAACUUUGGAUACGUCAGUGGCCCCAAUUCUAAGCCUGCUUCAGGUAUAAGGGACUAGUGCAAGCUAUGGGAGGCUCUGCUUUCGCCCCAGAGAGACCUUGUGCAUAGGCACAGGGCAAGGUGUUGAAUUGGGAGGGGGCCUUCCAGUCCCCCACGGUGCUCUCGCUUUUCCUUUGUGCCUGCAGUGUGGGUGUCGGAGAUCAUGCUCCAGCAGACGCAGGUGGCUACGGUGAUUGACUAUUACAACAGGUGGAUGCAGAAAUGGCCGACGCUGCAGGCACUCGCCAAAGCUUCCCUGGAGGACGUGAAUGAGCUGUGGGCAGGACUUGGCUACUACUCGCGAGGGAAGCGGCUGCAGGAAGCAGCACAGAAGGUGGUUUCCGAGCUGGCAGGUCAGAUGCCCGCGACGGCCGAGGAGCUGCAGAGGCUGCUGCCGGGAGUGGGGAGAUACACAGCAGGAGCCAUCGCCUCCAUCUCCUACGGGCAGGCGACGGGAGUGGUGGACGGGAACGUGAUCCGAGUCCUGUGCCGGGUCCGAUGCAUCGGCGCCGAGUCCAGCAGCCCGGCUGUUGCCGACAGACUCUGGGAUUUGGCCAAUGCUCUAGUCGAUCCAGCCCGGCCAGGGGACUUUAACCAAGCCAUGAUGGAGCUGGGAGCUACCGUGUGCACCCCCAGGGCCCCGCUGUGCAUGGAGUGUCCUGUGAAGCCCCACUGUAGGGCGCGUUGCCGGGUGGAGAAGGAACUGGAAUUCGCCUCCAAGAGGCUGCUGGGAAAAGCCGCCUCCAGUUGCUCCCAGGCGCCUGACAUCGAGGAGUGUGCCGCCGCCACCGCAGGCAGCUGCUCUUUGUGCCCCCCUGCCACGGAGCCCUGGGACAGCAGCCUCGGCGUGGCCAACUUCCCUAGGAGAGCCACCAAGAAGCAGCCCCGGGCGGAGCGGACGGCCACAUGUGUGCUGGAGAGGAGAGGCCCCCGGGGGGAGCCAGAGUACCUGAUCGUGCAGAGACCCAGCUCCGGCUUGCUGGCGGGGCUCUGGGAGUUUCCCAGCCUGGCCUUGGGGCCGGGGCUGAAGGAGAAGCAGCAGAGGGAGGCGCUGUUGGCUCAUGUUCAGGCCUGGGCAGGAGAAGCCGUGGCCAGAGGACACCUGCGGCAUGUCGGAGAGGUCGGCCACGUCUUCUCCCACAUUCACCAGACGUACGUGGUCUAUUCGCUGCUCCUGGGCGGGGACCCCGAGGCGGCCUCGGGCGGGCGGGACGAGGAAUUGGAGCGGCCAGCGUUCCGGUGGGUGACGCAGGCAGAGUUCCAGAAAUCAGCCGUCUCCACUGCUAUGAAGAAGGUCUGGAAGGCAUGUGAGCGGCAGAGCUGCGAGGAGAGGGGGCCUGGCCAGGGCUGCAAGCGGAAACGGGGCGCCGAUCCCUCGCGCGCCAGCCAGCGGAAGGUGGAAGCAGACGGCAGCCUUCCCCCGAGGCAGCUCUCCCUCGACUCCUUUCUCAAGGCCCCCGCUGGGGAAUGACUGCGGCCUCCUGCUCCGGCCGGACCCGCUGGGACCGCACCCAACGCAUUGCCCAUCUCCUCCCAGCAGCCUCUUCCCGCUGCUCCUGGGACACGGAGGGUCCUGAGACCCAGCAGACCCGGAGGGCGACGUCGGACGCUGUGUUAGGCCGCGGGGCGGUUUGCUGCUGGCCCUGCCUUGUACGCCGGCUCCUUUUCCGCCUGCUUUUACUCACUCACAGCUGAGGUUUUAAUAAAUCUGAACUUUUUCUACAAGCUUUUAAAA